AUGGCUGCAGGAGAACUAGAAGAAACAAGAGCUCAACGUGUUACCGAUAUCACUGAUGAACCUCUUGAAUUCAUCGCACCUAUAACUGGCUAUGAAAAAGAACCUCUCGUUUCAUUGGAGCAAGCUGCUAAACCACUUGUGAAAAUUUUACCAACUAUUGAGAGUCGUGUCUACGUUGCUAAACAAAAAUGUAGGAAGCCUGCCGAUAAUUUAACACAGGACGAAUCAGCUGCCAUCAUGCUUUAUACGAUGGGAUGGCAACCACGUAACGAAUGUUUGUAUUUCGUUUUGAAUGAAACGUUACGAGCAUCAGAGCGGGACGAAACGCUGAAACCAUGGUAUUUAUAUAUUAGGCUCUUUCUGAAUGCAUUGUUUCGUCUUUCACCACUUCAAAAAACGGUAUAUCGAGGUGUUCGAUUGGACAUGAGCAAUCGUUAUAUCAAAGGAGAAACAAUAGUUUGGUGGGGUUUCUCAUCCUGCACUACAUCUGUUGAUGUUCUAAAGUCGAAAACGUUUUUAGGCGAAACUGGAAAUCGAACAAUAUUCAAUUUACAUUGCCAAUCAGCUAGAAGUAUCCGUAAUCAUUCAUAUUUUCCAGCGGAAGAAGAAGUGUUGCUAUUAGCUGCGACUCAAUUUAAAGUAGUAGGCUGUCUUAAGCAAGGUGAUCUUCACAUAAUUCAAUUGGAAGAAACUCUUCCUCCAGUUCCACUUUUACAGCCGGUGCCGAUCAUCGUUCCUGCAUCAUCAAUGUCAGUUAAAACGAUGUAUUUCACUGAUAUUGCUAUUGAUGCUCGAUGGGCUCAAAAUGGUAUCACUAUUGUUGGAGGAUGUGAAGCGAGUGAAGCAACGAAUCAGCUCCACAGUCCUUUGGGACUCUAUAUUGAUGAAGAAGGAACAAUGUUUAUUGCCGAUGAAGUGAAUCAACGUAUUGUCAAAUGGAAAUCGGUUGCCAUGAGUAGCGAAGUAGUCGCUGGCAACAAAGGAAAAGGCGAUCGAUUGGAUCAGUUCAACACUCCAACCGAUACGAUCGUCGAUAAAGAGGGCAAUAGUCUCAUCAUCUGUGAUUGGGGAAAUCAACGAGUUAUGCGAUGGUCUCUUCGAAUUGGCACAACGAAUGGAGAAAUCCUUAUCUCUAAUAUUCGAUGUUUUGGAUUGACAAUGGAUGAUCAAAGAUUUCUUUAUGUGUCUGAUCAGGAGAAACACGAAGUAAGACGAUAUAAAAUAGGAGAGACGACAGGAAUUGUGGUCGCCGGUGGAAAUGGCAAAGGAGAUCGGCUCAAUCAACUCAACUGGCCCCGUUACAUCUUUGUCGAUCAAGAUUAUUCUGUCUAUGUCUCGGACUGUUGGAAUCAUCGUGUGAUAAAAUGGGCGAAGGGUGCAAAAGAAGGAAUUGUUGUCGCCGGUGGUCGAGGAAAAGGAAAUGCUCUAAAUCAGUUGUCUUUACCUAACGGAUUGUUCAUCGAUUCAUCAGGAAGUGUCUAUGUGGCAGAGGGAGGAAAUAAUCGAGUGACAUGUUGGCGUAAAGGAGCAACUCAUGGAGAAUUGGCUGUCGGUGGAAAUGGUGAGGGUUCCAGACCAAAUCAAUUUAACUAUCCUGAAGCUUUGUCCUUCGAUUGCCAUGGUAAUCUUUUCGUGGUCGAUAAUAGCAAUCAUCGAGUUCAAAGUUUCUCAUUCGAAAAGAACGAAUUGCUGUGA
This is a messenger RNA of Rotaria sp. Silwood1, 1695 nucleotides long. NCBI's taxonomy places the organism in Eukaryota, Metazoa, Rotifera, Eurotatoria, Philodinida, Philodinidae. The record is from the annotation of a GenBank genome assembly.